AUGACUGAAAGCUGUUGGGGUGAGUUGGAACAUGUGAUUUGUGUUCCGAAGAACAUUUGUGAUGUUGAAUAUGUGAUAGUAGCUUUUAAAAUAGACGCGAACUACGACUUACUUAGCAUUGCAUUUAGAUUUUUCAAAAGCAGUUUCAAGACGGACUUUGCAAACUUUCUUAAUGUUGACAAGGAGUCUAUUCCGGAUGAUUUCGACAUUGUCAGAGAUUCUUUUGGAGUAGAGGUACAAAUUCAAGUAGAACAUAGCCCAGACUUGCCGUAUAUACUGGAUAGAAGGCGACAGGGAAUAAUGACUGGCAACACAAAGAUUUAUCUACAACAAAUACCUUACAGCGUCUUGGCUGACUCUUUCCGUAUCAAAGUAUAUAGAAAGCUUACUGCCACAACUGCAUCUACAAAAGAAGGCAACGGAAGUUCGCAAGUUGUUACCACUGUUUCAAAUGUCGAUUCAGAGAUAAAUGUCACCGAAUCUACUGAUACUUUAGGUAACUCAAGUUGUUUUGAAAACCAGACAAGCUGCUUGGAUGAUUAUGGAUAUGCGAUUUGUGUUCCUCAGAGGUUGUGUGAUAUUAUUUCCUUUAUAGUCAGUUUCAAAAUAGAUGUGGACUACAAAAUAUUUCGCCCUUUGUUUGGUAUUCUUAAAAUAGUUUUUGAGAAGUUGGUGGCAAGAUUUCUCCAUAUUGAUCUGAGCGAUAUCCUGAACCUGGAGUUCUUUCAAGGUUCCUUAGGCGUAAAUGUGGAAGUGUUAUCAACCGAACAGGCACUACGUUUUGUUGAAGGAAUGCGCGAAUCAUUCGGAUCUGGCGGAUCAAAAAUAGAAUUGGCUGGUAAGAAUUACACGGUCAAGUCAGACUCCUUCCAAGUCAAAGUAAACAGAGGAAGUAAUAUGACAACAAGUGGAAAUCUUUGGACUCUGAACUCAACCUUAACGCCGCCACAGUCCGUUAUCAAUGUCACAACUUUAUCUACAAGUUUAGGAAACAGAAGCUCUGAAGUGGCUACCACUUCAGUACUCUAUGUCUCUGAAUCUACUGCCGCUUCAGGGAACUCGGAUUGUUCAGAUAAUGAGGAAAGUUGUUUGGAUGACUUUGGAUAUCAGAGCUGUGUCCCGCAAACAUUUUGUGAUAUCGCUCAUGUGAUAGUAACGUUUAAAAUAAAUGCGAACUACGAUAUCUUCAGCUUUACCUUUAGCCUUUUCAAAGAUGUUUUCAAGACGGCUUGUGCAAAGUUUCUCGAGUUUGACACUGAUUCCGUUUGGGAUAUUGGCAUUUUCAGAGGUUCUGUGGGAAUAAAAUUGUUUGUAGACAAUAGCCCAAACUUACCACUUGCACUUGAUAAAGCACGACGUAAGGUAGAAACUGGUACGCAAAUUGAUUUACAAGGCGUGACAUACGGUACUGUUAGUGACUCCUUCGUAGUCACAGUCAUUAGAGAAGAGAAGUUGACAACAAGCGGCAAUCUUUGGACCCCGACCUCAACACUUAUUUCGUCACAGUCAAGUAACACAACUGCAUCUACACGCGAAGGCAACGGAAGCUCACAAGUUGUUACCACUGUUCCAAAUGUUGAUCCAGUGAUAAAUGUCACUGAAUCUACUGAUACUUUAGGUAAUUCAAGUUGUUCUGAAAAUGAGACAAACUGCUUGAAUGAUUCCGGAAAUUCAAUUUGUGUUCCGCAAAAAAUGUGUGAUAUUCUUUCGGUGUUAGUAAGUUUCAAAAUAGAUGCGAACUAUCAACUAUUUCGGUUUAUGAUUCAUCUCCUUAAAGAAGUUGUCAAGGCGUUCGUGGCGUACAUUUUCCGCAUUAACCUUAAUGAUAUUCUGGCUCUUGAUGUCUUCGAAGGAUCUGUGAUAGUGCAGGCAGAAAUAGAACCAACAUCCAACGUAAUGUCAUCUCUUGAUGAAAUACGACAGUCAGUUGACAAUGGUACCAGAAAUGUUGAUUUAUUUGGUACGAACUACAUGGUUAUGCCAAACACCUUCCAAGUCACCGUACAGAGAGGUAACACAACAACGAGCAUGUACAGUGACAAGCCGACAUCUACCCCGAUGGUGUACCCAACCUCAUACAACGUCCCAGUUUCUGUCAACACAACACAGUUUGACGUUAAUACUGCUAGUACCAAAGCUGAGUCUACAAAUAUGAUGGAGACUACUGACAAUGCAACUUCUACAGAAAUAAAUCAGUUUUCCAACAUUACUGAACCUAUUCUCGGAGAAACAUCUAGUUCUGGUAGAGAAGCCGUUACUCAAUCUACUAAUGACACCGCUGCUGUGGUACCAGUUAUUCCUCGGAAUUACAGCAAUACUAGUGUGACAAAUUUCAACGACCGAGCCAUAACGACGGUAACAGCAAUAAAUGCAACCGCUAGAGUGACACCGAACGCUACAGUAACGAUUUCACAGCCGACUACUAUGUCUGACAAGAUCAUACCUUCAGACAAAGAAAGUAAAGAAACUGUUACUAAACCAGUAUCUACACGUACGGCUGACGAGCUCACAACCUCAGACAUAGAAGAUAAAGAAACCGUCACCGUACCAGUAUCUUCAAGUAUGCCUGAAGACAUAACAACUUCAAACAUAGAAGAUAAAGAAACCGUCACUGUACCAGUAUCUACACGUAUGCCUGAAGACAUCACAACUUCAGGAAUAGAAGAUAAAGAAACCGUCACUGUACCGGUAACGACUUACCUGUCUCAACAUAUAUCAACCUCGGACAUAGAAGAAACAGAAACUGUUGCUACAGACAAAGUUACUGUUUCACUUGCAGUUACUUCAGGUACCGGACUACUGGAAAAUGGCACAGUAGCAUCAAAUACCAGUGACCUGCCAGCUUCGAUUCCUGUAUCUACUAAGAAAUACAGGAUUGAAUCAACCACAUACAACGAAACAAUUUCAGGAGCAGCCAUUCAGGGUGGCCCGUUCGUUGUUGUGUUCUUUAUGGCAGUGAUAAUCAGAGCUCUCUAGACAUUCGACGACUGUUUGAUCAUAAAUGAGAACAAAAAAUGUUUUAAACACUUAUUUGGACUACAUCACAGCACACAUCAUUCAUUUGUGAUACUGGUUUUCCUACAUGUAUGCAGUGGUAGCAGUUAAACUUUGGAAUGAUAUCCAAGACUGCAAUGGAAUUGAAAUUAACUGUUAUGACUCAUUGAUCAUUUUAUAUCAUAUUUGCACAGUGCCGCUA
Mercenaria mercenaria is the source of this 3196-nucleotide messenger RNA. RefSeq lists its product as uncharacterized. The transcript is spliced from 23 exons. Bases 1 to 2976 code for a protein of 991 amino acids. NCBI's taxonomy places the organism in Eukaryota, Metazoa, Mollusca, Bivalvia, Venerida, Veneridae. The record is from RefSeq and is a predicted model, not a curated record.